Messenger RNA from Sorghum bicolor (sorghum), 1213 nucleotides. RefSeq lists its product as uncharacterized. The transcript has 8 exons. The record is from RefSeq and is a predicted model, not a curated record. Bases 139 to 864 code for a protein of 241 amino acids. NCBI's taxonomy places the organism in Eukaryota, Viridiplantae, Streptophyta, Magnoliopsida, Poales, Poaceae. Gene Ontology annotation, molecular function: oxidoreductase activity.
UUCGGCGCCUGCUUCUCCAUCCUUCCACGAACUACGGCACGAGGGAAGCACGCUGAUAAAUAAAUAAAUGGCAUAAUAAAUCUCUCCUCUAUCGACGAAAGCUGUGGAGGAAAACCAAGGAUCUCCCCGUGCUUGUGUAUGCCAGGUCGCCUGCUCUCCGUCCGCAUCCCGUCCCUCGCGAAGCUCGGCGCUCCCAGGUGUGCAAAAUUCAUGGCUUCAGACACUGGCAAGAAGCUCAUUCAGAUCGAUGUGAGCUCGGAUACAGUGUGCCCUUGGUGCUUCGUCGGUAAAAAGAACCUUGAGAAAGCAAUGGAGCAAAGCAAGGACAAGUUUGAUUUCGAGGUCCGUUGGCAUCCGUUCUUUCUGAACCCUGAUGCGCCUAAGGAGGGCGUCAGGAAAACUGACUUCUUCAGGGCGAAGUUUGGUCCUGUUCAAUAUGAGCGUGCAAUUUCUCGCAUGACUGAGAUAUUUCGAGGACUCGGGCUUGAAUAUGACAUGUCGGGGCUGACAGGGAAUACAAUGGAUAGUCAUAGGCUCAUAACACUUGCUGGACACCAAGGCUAUGACAAGCAAAAUGCUCUUGUUGAAGAAUUAUUCCUCAAUUACUUUUGCCAAGGAAAGUAUAUUGGUGACAAGCAGGUUUUGCUGGAUGCUGCAAGAAAGGUGGGCAUAGAAGGGGCCGAAGAACUUCUUGAAGAUCCCAGCAAAGGAGUCGACGAGGUUCAGGAAGAACUUAAGAAGUACUCAUCUGGCAUCUCCGGGGUCCCGCAUUUUGUGAUCAAUAAUAAAUAUCAACUCAGUGGUGGCCAGCCUCCAAAUGUAUUCAUGAGGGCGUUUGAGAUGGCUGCAAAAGAUGGAGCUUAAUGGUGUUUUAAAAGAGCUCCUCUAGUAGUCUUCACAUAUGUUCGAAAGGAAUAAGAGCAGAAUUUAAGAAUAAAGUUCCAGUUAUGGAACCAGUUGUAUUUCCAUAAUUUUGAUGUGGUGACAAUUAGUGGUGAAGAUGGUGUGGAUGUUCACUUUUGAAUAAAAAUCUAGGUGAUUGGAUAUGGCAUAUGGUUUAGAAUGUCCCAUAAAUAGAGCCCAGUCUGUACUUAUAUUUGAUUUGGCCAGUCUGUAUUUAUAUUUGAUUUGAUGGGAUGUGUGCAAGAUAUCAGAAACAGGAAAACUCAGAUUCGAUGUGUGAAAGGAAUAAAAAAACAAGCAUUUAAAUUGA